Artibeus jamaicensis (Jamaican fruit-eating bat) is the source of this 1659-nucleotide messenger RNA. RefSeq names its product glucosamine-6-phosphate deaminase 2 (gene GNPDA2). The record is from RefSeq and is a predicted model, not a curated record. Gene Ontology annotation, molecular function: identical protein binding; glucosamine-6-phosphate deaminase activity. Gene Ontology annotation, biological process: N-acetylglucosamine catabolic process; N-acetylneuraminate catabolic process; carbohydrate metabolic process. Bases 153 to 998 code for a protein of 281 amino acids. Gene Ontology annotation, cellular component: cytoplasm. Lineage: Eukaryota; Metazoa; Chordata; Mammalia; Chiroptera; Phyllostomidae. The transcript is spliced from 8 exons.
UUCCCUUCCUCUCGUUUUGCAUCCGGGUCUUAGGGUUCGCGCUCCAGUUGCGGUCCCGGGCCGAUCGGGGGCUGCUAAGUGCUGGCCAUUCUGGUUGUUCGAGCGUCAGAAGAGCGGGUGGGACAGAAGAGCGGAAGCUGUGCAUCACCGUAAUGAGGCUUGUAAUUCUCGAUAACUAUGACUUGGCUAGUGAAUGGGCAGCCAAAUACAUCUGUAAUCGCAUCAUCCAGUUCAAACCUGGACAGGACAGAUACUUCACCCUGGGUUUACCAACAGGUAGUACACCAUUAGGAUGUUAUAAAAAACUAAUAGAAUAUCACAAAAAUGGAGACCUUUCUUUUAAAUAUGUGAAGACCUUUAACAUGGAUGAGUAUGUAGGACUUCCCAGAAAUCAUCCGGAAAGCUACCAUUCUUAUAUGUGGAAUAACUUUUUUAAGCAUGUUGAUAUAGAUCCUAAUAAUGCUCAUAUCCUUGAUGGAAAUGCUGCAGACUUACAAGCAGAAUGUGAUGCAUUUGAGAAGAAAAUAAAAGAAGCUGGGGGAAUUGAUCUCUUUGUUGGAGGAAUUGGUCCAGAUGGUCAUAUUGCUUUCAAUGAACCAGGAUCCAGUUUAGUAUCAAGAACAAGAUUAAAGACUCUAGCGAUGGACACCAUUUUGGCAAAUGCUAAAUAUUUUGAUGGAGAUUUAUCGAAGGUGCCAACUAUGGCUCUAACAGUUGGUGUGGGGACAGUGAUGGAUGCUAGAGAAGUAAUGAUCCUCAUAACAGGCGCACACAAGGCGUUUGCCCUCUACAAAGCAAUAGAAGAAGGAGUCAGCCACAUGUGGACUGUGUCAGCUUUCCAGCAGCAUCCACGAACUAUUUUUGUGUGUGAUGAGGAUGCUACCUUAGAAUUAAGAGUUAAAACUGUGAAAUACUUUAAAGCCCUGAAGACAAGAACUGCUCCUACUCCUACUUAUUCCCAAAGGACCUGUACACACUCUGGAACUACAGAUUCAUAAAUAAUUGAAAAUUGGUAUUUACUAGGUCUAAUGCAUGUGCACAAUAAACUUGUGGAUCCACUGCACAGUAUGAAAGGAGGAGACUGAAAGCAACUGGAGCCAAAUUCCACUUGAAUGAACAGAACACUUUUAUAAUAGAUGGAUUUGCAGCUAUGCAAUAUGAUAAAACAUGGGGAAUUUUUGAAGACUCAUUUUUGAAGCCCAAUAUAUAUAUAUUAAACAUUCCAUAUUUAGAAUGUGUCCAUUUUAUAGUAUGAUUUAGGAGUAGCUGGCUCUCAUAAUUAAUCAGCUGUUAAUCUUAAGGUACAGACACCACAUACUCACUGUAAACAGCAAAGAAAUGAAAUGUCUACCUGUUUAAAAAUCUCAAAAGUCUUUUUAAAGGUGAAGAGCCUGUUACAUUCAUACUUCUCCAGUGGUAUUGUUAGAUUAGUUCUUUUAAUCACAUGAAGAUACACUGUCAUUGCAAACCUUUACCAGUACUUUUGAAACGCUCUGUAUUUUCCUGUGCAUCACACAAGCUUUCUGCACGUGGUUGCCUUAAGUCAUUUUCCGGCAGUAGUAUCUGGACAUCAAAAGUCCUGCUACGUGUUGUAGGUACAGUUUGAGGAGAUGACAGUGCCUAAAAAUACGUAUGUGACCUGACAAGUAUGAAUGAGGG